Molecule: messenger RNA, 333 nt
Organism: Colletotrichum godetiae
Lineage: Eukaryota; Fungi; Ascomycota; Sordariomycetes; Glomerellales; Glomerellaceae
Exons: 1
Coding region: 11-235 (74 amino acids)
Source: RefSeq, a predicted model, not a curated record
AAAGUGACUCAUGUCGCACUGUAAUCUUCAGUCCAGGCUUCACCUUCUCCUGAUGCCGCUACUUUCUCCCUGGACCUGUGACUGCUACUGCCCUCACUCCGUUUCUGGCUCACCGUCCGUUCAAGUAUUGAAAGUAUCCAUGGAGUACUGGGUACCGUUACAUUCGAUGGCCAGAACUCGACACCGCGACGAUCGCAAAAGUGGAUGGGGAGAUGUUGCAAGCUGGCUGGCCUGACGAAUUACAGGAUACGGUGCUGUUGCAGUACCGAACUCUGGACUGUUUCGUUCCUCACCGUUCCCAUACUGGCACACACUGCCUAGAAACAAAACAAC